Messenger RNA from Macrobrachium nipponense, 1576 nucleotides. RefSeq names its product isatin hydrolase-like. Gene Ontology annotation, molecular function: arylformamidase activity. NCBI's taxonomy places the organism in Eukaryota, Metazoa, Arthropoda, Malacostraca, Decapoda, Palaemonidae. Bases 166 to 1041 code for a protein of 291 amino acids. The transcript is spliced from 6 exons. The record is from RefSeq and is a predicted model, not a curated record.
GCCUCAGCCAAUGAGCCGGACACUUUGGCAGGGAGGGUGUGGUGGAGAUAGUUGGAGGGGACCCGUCCUUUCUGUGGCCACUGCCAGACCCAAAUUGAGUCUCCCAGUUUGGGCUAGAGUGUGGUAGAGAUUGCCGCUCUGGUGCUGUUCCUUGCGGACAACAAGAUGGAGCUGUUGUCGCUUUUUUUAGCGACGUUUGUUGUCUCCACAGCCACAUCCGAACUCAUUGAGCUUUCGUAUACCUACAACGUAGAUGCGCCAACCAGUCCCAAGUUGACUCAGUUCACGCACAAGAUUGUGAAGAAAGGCCUCAAUAAAUUUGGAAUAUGGGUGGAACUGAACGAAUUUUGUGCAUCGGAGCAUUCUGGGACCCACGUCGAUGCUCCUGUGCAUCUUGCUGAACACGGCUGGCCUGUGAACUCAAUUCCAACUAAGCGUUUGUGGAGAGUGCCAGCCGUGGUGAUCGACGUUUCGAACCAAAUCAAGUCAGCUAAUCAUCUAAACUAUGAGGUGAAGGUCCAAGACCUUGAGGAUUGGGAGGCAGUCAAUGGUAUUAUACCGGAUGCUACUCUUGUCCUCAUACGAACGGGCUGGGGCGCUAAAGUAAACAACCUUCGAGAUUACUCAGGCUUAGACCAACAUAACAAAAACAAUUUCCCAGGUCUUGGCAAGGGAGCGGCCGAGUGGCUGGCCAACCACGGCAAGGAUCAUGGGCAUGAUACGGGUGUCAUAGGCGUCGGGAUCGAUACCAUUUCGAUAGACGUCGGGCAAUCUGUCAGGCUUCCAUCCCACGUCGCACUGUUCUCGGAAAAUAUCUACGCUAUAGAAAACAUGGCUAAUCUUGAUAAGUUGCCAGUCAAAGGAGCAAUCGUGACAGUUCUCCCCAUGAGGAUAGGCGGGGGCAGCGGGGCUCCGGCUCGAAUCAUCGCAGAAGUAGGGGAGGAAAAUCAAGUGAGCAGAGCCCCUAGAGUAUUCGACCACUCGCUUGCCCUGCUGUUGUUCGUGGCCCAGGUGAUGGCUGUGGUCGGUCGCGGGUUGUAGAGCGGCGCUCCUCUCCCAGUUUCCUUUCUAUGCUUUCCUUUUGUUGCCUCUUAAGCGGCGACAUUUCUCGCCUCUUGUGGAACGAAAAGGUAAUGGUUCUAAAUUCUACAAUCUAAAGACGCUUUGGCCAUUUCUAUUGAUUGCUAUCUUGUUUUGAGUUUUUUUCUUUUUUUUAAGAAUAAAGUUAAUUAUUUUCUAAGUAGGGUAACUUGUACUCGCAGGUUUACUUAAAGCACCGGCCAAGCGAAACACUGCAAUGUAUUGAUAUCACUUUUUAGCAGCAUUGUAGAAGACAAGUUUAGUGGCUAAGUACCACAGCUUCGCCAGAUUUCUGAGACUGUAUCAGUCUGAUUCAGCUACCGACAAUCUUGUGCUCAUUUGAUAGCAAAGAAGUGAUCCUAAAAUCGAAUGCAUUAGUUUUAGCAGUAGCAGAGUACCUCUGCACUGAAUAAUUGUAACUAAUCUCUAUCUUGAGAUAUAUAUGUCACGGUCUUUUUAGUUCUUUUGUAAGCAUAACUAAUAAAAGAUACGAGAA